UGGGUUGCCGACUGAAGAGAAGCAAGUUUAGAAUCACUGAAGGGACGAGCUCUCUCUCUCUCUCCCUGAGAUUUUUGGUCCCUUGGAUUCUUCUGUUGAAUUCGUUAUUACAACGAGAUUUUGAAGAAGAAGAUCGACAGCAGAAGAAGAAGAGGAGGAGGAAGAAGAAAGAGCACGAGAUUCAGAGCAAGAAAUUUGAAAAGAAAAAAAAAACAUGGGAGGUUACGUGUUGGGUCCGGCGAGAUCGGGACAGACGAUAAUGGUGGCUCUUGUUUUGAUGGUUGGAUCUUUCUACGCCGGUACUCUUUUCGGAAACAAUGCGCCCAUCUACGUAUCACAAUCUUCUUCCAAUUCUUCUUCAUCCGUGUUCGUUAAUGGACAGCUAGAGAAGAGUUCUGAGAAUGUGGUUUCAGGUCCAUCGACUUUCUCGAAUAAAGUUGUGCUUACUUACCGGAGAGCUCCAAUUGUGAUCCCGGAGAGUGGGAUGAAUGUAUGUCCAUUGAAGUUUAACGAGUAUAUUCCUUGCCACGACAUGGCUUAUGUGAAAGAGCUGCUUCCGAGCUUGAAUGUUUCUAGAAGAGAAGAGCUUGAAAGGCACUGCCCACCACCUGAACAGCGUUUGUUUUGCUUGGUACCUCCACCUAAAGAUUACAAGAUACCUAUAAGAUGGCCAACCAGCAGAGACUAUGUAUGGAGAAGCAAUGUGAAUCAUACACAUCUUGCCGAAGUGAAGGGUGGGCAGAAUUGGGUGCACGAACAAGGGCAGCUAUGGUGGUUCCCAGGUGGUGGAACACAUUUCAAGCAUGGAGCUCCAGAAUACAUUCAAAGGUUGGGAAACAUGACAACUAAUGAAACAGGUGACCUGCGUUCAGCCGGGGUGGUACAAGUGCUUGAUGUUGGCUGUGGAGUUGCCAGCUUUGCAGCGUAUCUUCUAACUUUGGGCAUACAGACAAUGUCUUUUGCGCCCAAAGAUGGUCACGAAAACCAGAUUCAGUUUGCGUUGGAGAGAGGAAUUGGCGCAAUGAUUUCUGCCAUAGCCACCAAGCAAAUGCCAUAUCCCUCGGGUUCUUUUGAGAUGGUUCAUUGUUCGAGAUGUCGUGUUGAUUGGCAUGAAAAUGAUGGAAUCUUACUUAAAGAAGUUAAUCGUCUUCUUCGACCCAAUGGGUACUUUGUGUAUUCAGCACCGCCUGCUUACAGGAAGGAUAAAGAGUACCCUAUGAUUUGGGACAAGUUAGUGAAUCUAACUACUGCAAUGUGCUGGAAGCUCAUUGCCCGGAAGGUGCAGACAGCAAUAUGGAUUAAAAGAGAGAACGAGGCGUGCCUUCAGCAUAAUGCCGAGUUAAAACUUAUAAGUCUAUGUAAUGCUGAAGAUGAUUCCAGACCAUCUUGGAAAGUUCCUCUGAGGGACUGUGUACGAAGAACUAAUGCAGACACAGAACCGAGACCCUCCUCUUUAGCUGAGCGUCUAUCAACAUAUCCAAGAAGUCUUAAACAAAUCGGAAUCACCGAAGAAGAAUUUACUGCAGACACUGGCUUCUGGAAAGAGCAAGUUAGUCGUUACUGGCAAUUGAUGAAUGUCAACGGGUCUGAAGUGCGGAAUGUGAUGGACAUGAAUGCGUUUAUUGGCGGAUUCUCUGUGGCUAUGAACUUAUACCCAGUUUGGGUGAUGAACAUAGUACCUGCUACCAAGCAAGAUACCUUGUCCGGAAUUUAUGAGAGGGGCUUAACCGGCGCUUUCCAUGACUGGUGUGAGCCAUUCUCAACAUAUCCACGCACUUACGAUUUGCUUCACGUCGACCAUGUCUUCUCUCAUUACCAAAACCAUGGUGGCACUUGCUUAUUAGAGGACAUAAUGCUCGAGAUGGACCGCAUGAUACGCCCCCAGGGAUUCGUCAUUAUAAGGGAUGAAGAAUCUUUCAUCACAAAGAUCCAAGAACUGGCUCCCAAGUUCUUGUGGGAAGUUGAAGCACAUCAGCUUGAGAACAGAGACAAGAAGACAGAAACUGUUCUAAUAUGCAGAAAGAAGUUCUGGGCAAUCAUCUGAAACAUUGGUUUCUCUGAGUUUGCUUCUUUAGACAACACAGUUUCCAGAGAUGCAAGAGAAAGAAGGAUACUUUUGCUUGGUUUGGGAGAUGAAACACAGUUCAAGAACUACUCAAGUCUGUAACUUUUGUUCAUUUGAUUGGUUAUAUAUAGCUUUCACUGUAUCUCGGCCAAAAAAAAAAACACUUUUAUUAGUUUCUAUUUUGACCCCUAUAUUAAGUUUUAUGUUCAGA
Molecule: messenger RNA, 2276 nt
Organism: Tarenaya hassleriana
Lineage: Eukaryota; Viridiplantae; Streptophyta; Magnoliopsida; Brassicales; Cleomaceae
Product: probable methyltransferase PMT7
Exons: 7
Coding region: 215-2044 (609 amino acids)
Cellular component (GO): endosome; cytoplasm; trans-Golgi network
Molecular function (GO): methyltransferase activity
Source: RefSeq, a predicted model, not a curated record